Messenger RNA from Balaenoptera ricei (Rice's whale), 9843 nucleotides. It is a transcript of the gene PTPRD, whose product is annotated as protein tyrosine phosphatase receptor type D. Lineage: Eukaryota; Metazoa; Chordata; Mammalia; Artiodactyla; Balaenopteridae. The record is from RefSeq and is a predicted model, not a curated record. The coding region runs from base 413 to 6157 and encodes 1914 amino acids. Gene Ontology annotation, biological process: protein dephosphorylation. Gene Ontology annotation, molecular function: protein binding; protein tyrosine phosphatase activity. The transcript has 34 exons.
GUGGAGGGAGGGCGGGGGGACGCGCUCCUUUGGAUGCUGGAUUUCGGGGUUUUGGACUCACUCGCUGACUCUCCUCCACUUCCUCGCUCUGGACUGGGCUGGCCGCGCGAGGACCGGGCGGCGGCAGCCACUGGGGGGAUUCCCGCGGCGGGGGCCGCAGCUGCGCGGGAUUCAGUCGGCCGCCCGGACUCCGGCGGCUCGGGCAGGCGUGGGCUGCGCGGGCGUGGAGGGGCGUGAAGGCGCUGGAGCAAAGUGCUGGUGGCGGCACGGGAGGCGGUGGCGGAGGCUGCCCGGAGCCAACAUGACCAGGCUCUGAAAGUGUUCCAGCUGAAAGUGCACAUCGGUCCGGCUCGCUGCGGCUUCGGAGGCAGUGACUCCAGGCUGCCCGUGGGCGCUGGUGCCGGGCUGCAGGAUGGUGCGCGUGGCCAGGCCGCUGUUGCUGCUGCUUGCCGUCUUCCUCCACGCGGAUGCUGAGACACCUCCAAGGUUUACACGAACUCCCGUUGACCAGACAGGGGUCUCUGGUGGAGUUGCCUCUUUCAUUUGCCAAGCGACAGGAGACCCAAGACCUAAAAUUGUCUGGAACAAAAAAGGAAAGAAAGUCAGCAAUCAGAGAUUUGAGGUAAUAGAGUUUGACGAUGGAUCUGGAUCAGUUCUCAGAAUACAACCCUUACGGACUCCGCGGGAUGAGGCAAUUUAUGAAUGUGUGGCCUCGAAUAACGUGGGAGAAAUAAGUGUAUCUACCAGACUCACAGUUUUACGUGAGGAUCAAAUUCCCAGGGGCUUCCCUACCAUUGACAUGGGCCCACAGUUGAAGGUGGUUGAGCGUACACGCACUGCCACCAUGCUUUGUGCAGCCAGUGGGAAUCCGGAUCCAGAAAUCACUUGGUUCAAAGAUUUCUUACCUGUCGACACAAGCAACAACAAUGGCCGCAUUAAGCAGUUACGAUCAGGAGCCCUUCAGAUCGAACAGAGUGAAGAAUCUGACCAAGGAAAAUAUGAGUGUGUUGCCACCAACAGCGCGGGCACUCGCUAUUCUGCCCCUGCCAAUUUAUAUGUCAGAGUUCGCCGUGUCCCACCAAGAUUCUCUAUCCCACCCACUAAUCACGAAAUCAUGCCAGGUGGAAGUGUUAAUAUCACCUGUGUCGCUGUGGGGUCACCAAUGCCUUAUGUGAAGUGGAUGUUGGGGGCAGAAGAUCUGACACCUGAAGAUGAUAUGCCAAUAGGAAGAAAUGUCCUAGAACUGAAUGAUGUAAGACAGUCAGCAAAUUAUACCUGUGUUGCUAUGUCGACACUGGGUGUCAUUGAAGCAAUAGCCCAGAUCACUGUCAAAGCCUUACCCAAACCUCCAGGAACUCCUGUCGUGACUGAGAGCACAGCUACAAGCAUCACACUGACAUGGGACUCUGGGAACCCUGAGCCUGUCUCUUACUACAUCAUUCAGCAUAAACCUAAAAAUUCUGAAGAACCUUACAAAGAAAUUGAUGGGGUGGCGACCACACGCUACAGUGUCGCUGGACUAAGUCCCUACUCAGAUUACGAAUUCAGGGUUGUUGCUGUCAAUAACAUCGGGCGGGGGCCUCCCAGUGAGCCCGUGCUAACACAGACCUCAGAGCAAGCGCCGUCCAGUGCCCCCAGGGAUGUCCAGGCGCGGAUGUUGAGUUCAACCACCAUUUUGGUACAGUGGAAGGAACCUGAAGAACCAAAUGGACAGAUUCAAGGAUACCGAGUUUAUUAUACAAUGGAUCCCACUCAGCAUGUUAACAACUGGAUGAAACACAAUGUGGCUGACAGCCAAAUCACUACUAUUGGCAACUUAGUGCCCCAGAAAACGUAUUCUGUCAAAGUCCUGGCUUUUACCUCAAUUGGAGAUGGUCCUCUUUCAAGUGACAUACAAGUCAUCACUCAGACAGGAGUGCCAGGGCAGCCACUAAACUUCAAGGCAGAACCUGAAUCCGAAACAAGUAUUUUGCUCUCUUGGACGCCUCCACGUUCAGACACCAUCGCCAACUAUGAACUGGUCUACAAAGAUGGGGAGCAUGGAAAGGAGCAACGGAUUACCAUUGAGCCAGGGACAUCUUAUAGGCUGCAAGGGCUGAGACCAAACAGCUUGUACUACUUCCGUCUGGCUGCACGCUCUCCCCAAGGCCUGGGUGCUUCCACAGCUGAAAUAUCAGCCAGAACCAUGCAGUCAAAGCCGUCAGCUCCUCCUCAAGACAUUAGUUGCACCAGCCCAAGUUCCACUAGUAUUUUGGUAAGUUGGCAACCUCCACCAGUGGAAAAACAGAAUGGCAUUAUUACUGAAUACUCCAUCAAGUAUACCGCAGUGGAUGGAGAAGAUGACAAACCUCAUGAGAUUUUGGGAAUACCUUCGGACACUACCAAAUACCUUUUGGAACAGCUGGAAAAAUGGACUGAGUACCGGAUCACUGUGACAGCCCACACAGAUGUCGGCCCUGGCCCUGAGAGCUUGUCCGUGUUGAUUCGAACCGAUGAAGAUGUUCCUAGUGGUCCUCCUCGCAAAGUCGAGGUAGAGGCUGUCAACUCAACAUCUGUUAAAGUCUCAUGGCGCUCACCUGUGCCCAAUAAACAGCAUGGCCAGAUAAGAGGAUACCAGGUGCAUUAUGUGAGGAUGGAAAAUGGUGAACCCAAGGGCCAGCCCAUGCUGAAGGAUGUCAUGCUGGCUGACGCACAGUGGGAAUUUGAUGAUACUACUGAACAUGACAUGAUUAUUUCUGGGCUACAGCCUGAAACUUCCUACUCCCUCACUGUCACAGCCUACACCACCAAAGGAGAUGGAGCUCGCAGCAAACCCAAACUGGUGUCCACCACUGGGGCAGUUCCAGGGAAACCCCGGCUUGUGAUUAACCACACUCAGAUGAAUACUGCUCUCGUUCAGUGGCACCCGCCUGUGGACACAUUUGGACCCCUCCAGGGCUACCGUCUAAAAUUUGGCCGGAAGGACAUGGAGCCACUCACUACUCUUGAGUUCUCCGAAAAAGAAGAUCACUUCACGGCGACAGACAUCCACAAAGGAGCAUCGUACAUCUUCAGGCUCUCAGCCAGAAACAAAGUGGGCUUUGGGGAGGAGAUGGUGAAGGAGAUUUCUGUUCCAGAAGAAGUCCCAACUGGAUUCCCUCAAAACCUCCACUCAGAAGGCAGCACGUCAACCUCUGUCCAGUUAUCUUGGCAGCCGCCUGUCCUGGCAGAGAGAAAUGGCAUUAUCACCAAGUACACCCUUCUGUACAGGGAUAUCAAUAUCCCUCUUCUUCCAAUGGAGCAGCUCAUUGUUCCAGCUGACACCACUCUGACACUCAGUGGCUUAAAACCAGAUACCACAUAUGAUGUAAAAGUACGUGCUCACACGAGCAAAGGCCCCGGGCCGUAUAGUCCCAGUGUCCAGUUCAGGACACUGCCUGUGGAUCAAGCAGUGUUUGCAAAAAAUUUUCAUGUUAAAGCAGUAAUGAAGACUUCAGUGCUACUGUCUUGGGAGAUUCCAGAGAAUUAUAAUUCUGCCAUGCCUUUCAAAAUUCUUUAUGAUGAUGGGAAAAUGGUAGAAGAAGUGGAUGGCCGAGCUACCCAGAAGUUAAUUGUCAACCUGAAGCCUGAGAAGUCAUAUUCAUUUGUGCUGACAAAUCGUGGCAACAGUGCUGGGGGGCUGCAGCACAGGGUAACUGCAAAGACUGCACCAGAUGUUCUACGUACCAAGCCUGCCUUCAUUGGGAAGACCAACUUGGAUGGCAUGAUUACCGUGCAACUGCCCGAAGUACCUGCAAAUGAGAAUAUAAAAGGUUACUACAUAAUAAUUGUGCCUUUGAAGAAAUCUCGUGGGAAAUUUAUCAAGCCGUGGGAUAGUCCAGAUGAAAUGGAAUUAGAUGAGCUGCUUAAAGAGAUAUCUAGGAAACGCAGAAGCAUCCGUUAUGGGAGAGAAGUUGAAUUGAAGCCAUAUAUUGCCGCUCACUUUGAUGUCCUUCCCACUGAGUUCACCCUGGGGGAUGACAAACAUUAUGGUGGAUUUACAAACAAGCAACUCCAAAGUGGUCAAGAAUAUGUCUUCUUUGUGUUAGCAGUGAUGGAACACGCAGAGUCUAAGAUGUAUGCAACCAGCCCUUACUCGGAUCCCGUUGUGUCAAUGGAUUUGGAUCCACAGCCAAUCACAGAUGAGGAAGAAGGCUUGAUCUGGGUUGUAGGUCCUGUCCUUGCGGUGGUCUUUAUCAUCUGCAUUGUCAUAGCUAUUCUUCUUUAUAAAAGGAAGAGGGCAGAGUCUGAUUCUAGAAAGAGCAGCAUACCAAACAGUAAGGAGGUCCCUUCACACCACCCAACAGACCCAGUAGAACUGAGGCGCCUUAAUUUCCAAACACCAGGUUCAGAUGAUUCCGGUUACCCUGGUAACCUUCAUUCUUCAAGUAUGGCUAGCCAUCCUCCAAUACCUAUCUUGGAACUCGCAGAUCACAUUGAAAGGUUAAAAGCAAAUGACAACUUGAAGUUUUCCCAGGAAUAUGAGUCAAUUGACCCUGGCCAGCAGUUCACAUGGGAACAUUCCAACUUGGAAGUAAACAAACCAAAGAACAGAUAUGCAAAUGUAAUCGCAUAUGAUCAUUCCCGAGUUCUCCUAUCAGCAAUAGAAGGAAUCCCAGGAAGUGACUAUGUGAAUGCUAACUACAUAGAUGGCUAUAGGAAACAAAAUGCCUAUAUUGCAACACAGGGAUCUCUCCCCGAAACAUUUGGGGACUUUUGGAGAAUGAUAUGGGAACAACGGAGUGCCACAGUUGUUAUGAUGACAAAACUAGAAGAACGAUCCAGGGUGAAGUGUGACCAGUAUUGGCCCAGUAGAGGCACAGAAACCCAUGGGCUUGUCCAAGUGACGCUGCUAGAUACCGUGGAGCUGGCCACGUAUUGUGUUCGAACGUUUGCACUUUACAAGAACGGCUCAAGUGAGAAGAGAGAAGUAAGACAAUUCCAGUUCACCGCCUGGCCUGAUCACGGUGUUCCAGAACACCCAACACCUUUUCUAGCUUUCUUACGGAGAGUCAAAACCUGUAACCCUCCUGAUGCAGGUCCGAUGGUUGUGCACUGCAGCGCGGGCGUUGGCCGGACUGGCUGUUUCAUUGUGAUAGACGCCAUGUUAGAAAGAAUAAAGCAUGAAAAAACUGUAGAUAUUUACGGCCAUGUAACUUUAAUGAGAGCCCAGAGGAAUUACAUGGUUCAGACAGAAGACCAGUACAUCUUCAUCCACGAUGCAUUGUCGGAGGCAGUGACUUGCGGGGAUACCGAAGUGCCGGCUAGAAACUUGUACGCCUACAUUCAGAAGCUGACACAAAGAGAAACAGGAGAGAAUGUCACAGGGAUGGAGCUCGAAUUUAAGCGUCUAGCCAGUUCUAAAGCUCACACCUCAAGAUUCAUCAGUGCCAAUCUUCCAUGUAAUAAAUUCAAGAAUCGCCUUGUUAAUAUUAUGCCAUAUGAAUCCACAAGGGUAUGCCUGCAGCCUAUCCGAGGAGUAGAAGGAUCUGAUUACAUCAAUGCCAGUUUUAUUGAUGGAUACAGACAACAGAAAGCUUACAUUGCUACCCAGGGGCCCUUGGCAGAGACCACCGAAGACUUCUGGCGGAUGCUCUGGGAGCACAAUUCCACCAUCGUUGUGAUGCUCACCAAGCUGCGUGAGAUGGGCAGAGAGAAAUGUCACCAGUACUGGCCAGCAGAACGAUCUGCAAGAUACCAGUACUUUGUUGUAGAUCCCAUGGCUGAGUACAACAUGCCACAAUAUAUACUAAGAGAAUUCAAGGUCACAGAUGCCAGGGACGGGCAGUCCCGAACGGUGAGGCAGUUCCAGUUCACUGACUGGCCAGAGCAAGGAGUGCCAAAGUCUGGAGAAGGAUUUAUUGACUUCAUUGGCCAAGUCCAUAAAACAAAAGAGCAGUUUGGCCAAGAUGGACCCAUUUCAGUCCAUUGCAGUGCGGGCGUUGGAAGAACUGGAGUCUUCAUAACACUAAGCAUUGUUUUGGAAAGAAUGAGAUAUGAAGGAGUAGUAGAUAUCUUCCAGACUGUCAAAAUGUUAAGAACGCAACGACCAGCCAUGGUGCAGACAGAGGAUCAGUAUCAGUUCUGCUAUCGAGCCGCACUAGAGUACCUGGGCAGCUUUGAUCACUAUGCAACGUAGAAACCCCUGACCCACUUUGGAUUUUUACUGCAAGCCCUUCAAUAUCCAUGGAGUCUCUUCUGAGCCAUACAGGGCAUUUGAGAAGUCCUUCUUAACUUCUAGCUAACAACCACUUAGUGGGACUAUCACACACAAAACAAAUUUAAAAACACAAACUCUUCUGGGUGGACCAAGAAUUCACAGUUUAAUAAUCUAACCUGAAAAAUAAUAAAGAGAGUCCUGACUGAUGAGGCAUCUGAAGGAUUUUAUUUACAGAUACCUCAAGGAUUCAAAAUAAAGGGAAGAAGAAAUCACAGCAAAGAACCGCCAUCUUGUUCAGGAUUGCUUGAUAGGUGCAAAGAGAAAUGGCCUGAGUGCAGCAGUUCAGGGCAAGAUCUUUGCUGGCUUCUUAUGACAAAAUGGACUUUGCUUUGACAUUGCCCCUUCCCACCAUACUACUCAUGAUAACAUUUUAGCGGGAAAGGGGGUGGGGAAUGUUUAAAAAGAAAGUCUUUGAUUUAGUUUUUUAGUAUUGUAAAGAUACUGCUGACCUGUGCUUCAUUUUUAACUGUGUAAACUUUUUUUUUAACAAAAUGUAUCAUUCGAUAAAGUGAAUUUUAAAAAAGUUACAUAACUCUUCAUUUUUUAUUUCCAAAUUGUAGGUUUUUUUAAGCUGUAGAACUGUUAUCUGUGAUACCUUGCUGUAGAAAUAUAAAAUAAUUGGAAAAUUUGCACAUUUUUGUGCAAUACUCUUAAUCUACAGUCUCGGUCUCGUCUGGUAUUACUUUUACACUUCUCUCUGGUUUUUGUUGCUGAGAAAGUACCCAUUUUCUUCAAAUAAUAAAGAGAACUUUGUUUUGUUAUUUGGAAUCAACAGGGAGGCGCAAAGUAUAAAGUUGCUGCUAACAUAUAUACAUAUAUAUCCAUAUUUUAUAGGGGUGUCUAUGUAUAUAUAGAUAGUGUGUCCACACAAAAAGAUAGAUAUAGCUAUCAUUCAGUUCUUCCAUGAUUUAGUUUUUAAAUUUUUUAAGGUAGAGAAGCUACUGUAACAUCUUUUUCAAUUUGUUAUUAAUUUUAUGACAUACUGAUAUUUCUCAAUAUCACAAAAUUUUAAUUUUUAAGGGAAAUGAGGAAUGCACAUCAGUGAUUGUCAAACCUCACCCCCUUAAUUUCCCACCCAAUCUCCCCCCACCCCCCUAAUCAUAUUCACAAAUACUAUUUUGUUAGCCAGGCUUCCAACAAAGUUCAAUAUUUCUAACACUCUAGUGCAAUAAAACAUUAUUAAAUAUCUAAGAGGUGUGCAUGUGGGAAAGGUCAGUGCAUAUCCCUUUAGGAGGAGAGAAUGUUGUAAUAUAUCAGCUAUCAAGAUGUUUAAAAAACAGUGUAUUCAAUCGUAUAUUGUCUAUAGUAUGUGCUAUGAAAUUUGCAUUUAUGAUAUGUAACAGGGGCAAAGCCAAACUCAUGUUACUCUGUUCAGUCGGAAACAUUUUUUGUGGCAUACAGCAUUCCUGGGAAGUGCUGUACUUUGUUUUCUUUUGGUUUUAGUUUUGCAUUUAGAGUGCCUUAUAAUUGAUGCCUAUUUUAAUAGCAUUUCUUUUCAGCUUUUGGUUCAUAUUUUCAUUAUUUGUUCGUAUGUGUUUCUCUUCCAAUUAAAGCAUUAUCUGUUUACCACAUGUACAAAAACUCUUUGAAUAAUAUGCAUUCCUAGUUUUCAACCAAGUCGGGGAUGUUAGUGAUUGUACCAGCCCAAAGCACUUGGAUAAUCAGGGCCCUUCUUCCUUUCAUAAUUGUCAACAUCAGGAAAAGCUACCUGUUUUAUUUGUAAUCCCUUCCAAAUCUGCUCUGGAACAUUCAGUAACUGCACCAAACUUAAUUUAUUAACAAACAUGAUUGUCAACUUUGAACAUAUUUACUAUUUCAUUAGGAUUUUUCUAAAAGGAGAAAUUUAAAAAAAUAUAUAUAUAUAUGUAUAUAUAUAUCCCCCCCAAAUUUUUCAACAUAAUUUCUAUAGGAAGCCAUGGACAAUGGCAUGAGUUUGCCAUAUCUUACAUGAUUUUAAAGAACACUCAGAAUAUCCAAGGAACUCUUAUUAAAGAGUUUUGGUAAAAUAUUUUGGUUUAAUGUUAGCUUCAUUGAUGUUCUGCAUGGAAGGAUUUUUGUUUUCUACAUUUUCCCAUCACUAGCAGAAUGAAAUCCAAGAGACCAAACACUUGCAAGCAUCAUAUUUGAGCACUUUUGUAAAAAAAAAAAAGAAAAGAAAGAAAAAGAAAAAAAAAAGAAAAACUAUAAUACUCAAAAAAAAAAAAAAAGUAUCUAGAAGGCUACCUCAGAAUGAGACUCUCUAACCUACAUCAGAACAAGAGAAGAAUGUGCACUAUGUGGGUCUGUUGUUGUUUUCUUUUAGUUUGUAUCUUUUGGAGAUUUAUCCAAGUGCCAGAUUACUCAGUGCUAUGAUUUUUGUUUAGUGAAACAAAGGGGGUCAGACAGACAUUGCAUCAUGCAGACAUGCCAUGUUGGACAGGUAGAAUUCGAUGGUGUAUUGCACACCAGAACGAUUGGCCAAUGAGCAGUUUCUCUCCCUGAAACCAAAACUGCCCAUUUGGCAAAGGGAAAGGGGAGAAUAAUCACAAGAAGAAAAUGAACGGGAUGCAUACCAUAGACAAGCGUGGAGGAGACUAUUCCAGAUAUCUUACUGUUCAGGAGCUGUUCUGAGAGCUAACUCCCUUACUGUCAUUGAUGUGCAUUCCACUCUGCUUUUCUGUACAACCAUUCUAUCUUCUUUUCCCAGGUAAACAUCUUUAUCUACCACUACCAUAAACUUUCAAGUUUCCAAUUAUUUUCAUCAUCAUAACCAGUACGGUGCUAUUAUUUACCUAUGUACGUGUAGUUAUGUAUAAUUUUGUAAUUAGUUACAAAGGUAAAAAAAAAUCAAAAUAUAUAAAAAGUGAUUUGUACAGAACUUUAUUUUAGCUCUUUUUUAAAAAUGAUUUGCAUGGUUAGACAAUGGCGAGGACAGCCAGGGGAGGGAAGGGCCUCUAGGGAACUUUGCACUUUCUAUACCUUUGUACUAUGCACUGCCCUAUUGAUUCUACACCCAAUAAUGUUAUUACUUGAACCCAUCUGUAAGAAACUGCUUCAGAAAUUCGUUUGUGUGUAUGUAAAUAACCCACAUAGAAACAGGAAAGGAAAAAUUCUGCAGCAAUGUACAGAUUUUUUUCUUUCCUGGUUUUGUUUUUGUUUUGUUUUGUUUUUUUGGUUUCGCUUUGCUUUAGGCCUUUCUUUUUAUUUUUAAUUGCCUUUUCUUUUUCCUGUUUUGGAUUUUAGUUUCCUUUGGGUUUAUGGGUGCCCUGAUACUCCAGCAGAGAUCAGAAGGCUACAGAUCCAUCCUAUCCAUCUGUUAUGUGGCUUUGCCAUCCAAGCUUGGAGUGUCUUUACAAAGAUAAUAACAGUUGUGUUCUUUGCUCUCGUUUUGGAUGCAUAGACUGAAAAAUUAAAAAAAAAAAAAACUUGUAAAAUGGCUUGUUAAAAAAAUACAAUUACCUCUAAUCAGUAGUACGCGUAAAUGUUUUACAGAAUGAAAGGCGUGCUUUUUAUUUUCUUACUUCGUUACAUUGGUGGCGAAAGAAGUCUGUAUGAAAAUCAGUUCUUUGCUGACACAAGUUCCAUUUGUUACAAAUGAAUUCUAAUAAAAAUGUCAGUGUUAUGCA